Messenger RNA from Pelodiscus sinensis (Chinese soft-shelled turtle), 1866 nucleotides. The record is from RefSeq and is a predicted model, not a curated record. NCBI's taxonomy places the organism in Eukaryota, Metazoa, Chordata, Testudines, Trionychidae.
UCUCUCUUCUUCCCUUUCUCUCACAGUGUUCCCAUAUUGAUUCCUUGGGGGGGUUUUUUUGUGCAUAACACAGGAAUGAGCUUCAUGGAUGGCUGAAGGAAGGCUCUUCCCACUAAAAGAACAUUUUGAGGCAUUAAGGUCCCUGCCUGACAAAUUCCACCUGCCUCAAUGGCUCCACAGUGGCUCAGUGCAGACCUCCUGGGGAUUCUCAUCUUGCUGACCCAUUCGGUUUCUGAGAAAUUCUCCCUGUCUGGAUCACCCCACCCCAUUAUAGGGAUUGUUGGGCAAGAUAUGGUGUUACCCUGCCAGCUCUCACCCAAGACUUGGCCUGCAGACAUGGAAGUGCUGUGGACAAAAAUUGAACAGACACACAAUGAAGCUGGAUAUGUGAAUGUCCAUCGGUACAAAGAUCAACCUAAUCUGGACACAUCAGGAGAAAAUUACCAGAAUCGGACAGAGUUGUUCCAGCAGGAACUGAGGAAUGGGAAUGUAUCACUGAAGCUAAAGACGCUCCAUGUUGCAGAUGCUGGGACAUACAUCUGUUUUGUGAAGUCUCCUGCAUGGAGUCAUGAGGUCAACACUGAGCUACAGAUUGCAGCUGUGGCUCCAGUGUUCAUUGAUGUGUUGGGUCCCCAGGGCCAGGGGAUUGGGCUGGCCUGUAAAUCUGGAGGGUGGUUCCCCAAACCUGAGCUCCGGUGGAUUGGAAAUAAAGGGCAAAUCUUGGCGCUGGAGUCCAAGGUUGGAAUGACUCAGGACAGUGACCAUCUAUAUAGUGUUCUGGGCCAAGUCACUGUCCCAGGUGGAGAAGCAUCAGCAGCACCAAUUGCUUGCGUGGUGAGGAAUAACCUACUGAAGACAGAGCAACAAUCUGCCAUUCAUCUCUCAGAUGACAUUUUCCCUCAAAGUUCUCCCUGGCUGGCUGCAUUCUGGGUGUCAUUUGUGCUACUUCUUCUUACUAAUGGAGUCUGGGCAUUUCGUGGCUAUAAAGAGAAGCAAAACGUGUCUCAGAAGAAAAACUCCAAAGAGGAGACUUUAUUAUCGCUGGAGGCUCAGAAGAAGCAGUUGGAAUCAGAACUGCAUGAUCGAAGCAAGAGAAUUGAGAGACUGACUGCAGAAUUAGAUUUCAGGAAAGCUCGAAGCUACAUGGAAUCUAUCACUCUGGAUACAAAUUGUAUGCACCCUGAACUGAAAGUAUCUACAGAUCAGAGAAGUGUCUGGAAUGAGCCUGGAUUUCCAGAAUCAACCACACCCUCUGAAGUCCUGAUCGCAGUAGGGGAGUGUUUUGUGAGGAGGAAGCUGUAUUGGGAGGUGGAGGUGGGGGAAGAACCAGACUGGGAGCUGGGGGUGCUAAGUGAGACUGUGAGGGGUGAAGUGAGAGAAGCAGCAUUAGAGCACCCACCUGUGGAGGGAUGCUGGUCCCUGCGGAGGUCUGAGGGGCAGUAUUACCCCACUGAGGCACAUACUAAAAUCCAAGAGUGGGAUUUAUGGCCGACAGUGAUUGGAGUUUAUCUGGAUAGAGAUGCAGAGACCAUUUCAUUUUAUAAUGUCAAUGCCUUGGCUGAUAUUUUAGUGAUUCCUUUUGACAAUUCAGAGAAAAUGUAUCCAUUCCUCAGGCUCUCCCCUGCUGUGGGAAGAGACAAAGGGAAAUCCCUCAGGAUCUCUUCUAUCCCAUGGAAAAAGACCAAGUUCAAGACCUGUGAGGUCAAGUCAGGGCUGGUGGGUCCCAAAGGAGAAUGUUGGAGUGAUAGAAAGGCUAGAGGUAUGCGGGAAGAUAACAUUAUGCUGGAGGUGGAAGGUGGUAAUAAGAUGAUUCAUAGUCCUGGGUACUCUGAGAACGAUCCCCAGGUGCCUAACUCCAAGAAGUAG